Molecule: messenger RNA, 1305 nt
Organism: Halichondria panicea
Lineage: Eukaryota; Metazoa; Porifera; Demospongiae; Suberitida; Halichondriidae
Exons: 2
Coding region: 19-969 (316 amino acids)
Molecular function (GO): protein binding
Source: RefSeq, a predicted model, not a curated record
CCCAAGAACAAUGAAAAGAUGGCAGAGCUAGAGAUAUCUCGAUCUGGACAGAGUCAUGACAUCCUCCAUCCCUCAACAUCUCUGGAGUGGGAGGAAUGGCCUCCUCUACCAUUAUCGACGACCAAUGCCUCUUCAGUGUAUCUGAAUGGAACACUCUAUGUCGGAGGAGGGUCUACUAGUGUUAGAGAUACUGCACUGUUCUCAUUCCAACCUGGAGUUGACAGCACAUGGAAAGUGACAGACACACCCACCUCUUACUACACCCUCCUCAUCCAUGACUCUGAACUGCUACUGGUGGGUGGGUAUGAGUAUCAAGAGAUAACAAACAAAGUCUUCACGAUGAGGGAUGGACAGAUUGUUGAAGUACUGCCUCCUAUGAAGGAGAGACGAGAGUCACCAUCUGCUGUCAGUAGUGGGCCUGCACUAGUUGUGGCUGGGGGGUCGGGUACCUCAGGACUCCUCUCCUCUGUGGAAGUGUUCAAAGAUGGUCAUUGGACGACUGCUCCCUCCCUGCCAAGUGCAGGACAUGACAUGCAGUCUGCUCUCCAUGGUGACCAGUGGUACCUGAUCACAAAUGAGGGAAAAGUAUUCUGUGCAUCACUACACUCACUCAUAUCUGGAGCUGACAAGUCGCCAUGGGAGACGCUACCUGAUCUUCCUCAUCGCUUUUCAGCUGCUGCCUUCUUUGGUGGCCAUCUCUUGUCUAUUGGAAGGGGUAAUAGUUUCCCUUCCAUAGCAGACAUCCAUGCCCUCUCCACAUUCACCCAAUCCUGGGAACGUGCUGCUGACCUGUCUCUAUUAAUACAGGGUAGGCCACUAGCUGUUGUCCUGUCUAGCGAACAACUAAUUGUGAUCAAUGGUGCCGGAGUACAUCACGGAAAACUUAAGGGUGAGUUAGUUUUAUGCCACAAAUACUGUGUAAUACAAAUGCACAACCGUCAUACAACCCUAGCUUUUCGCUUCACUUGAAAUACACAAGCUUUUAUUAAAAUAGAAAACAUAAGUUGACCACUUAGGUGUGUACAGUGGGACCACAUUAUACCUGUAUACACAGACUACAGUCACUAUUCUACUAAAGUAGCGUAAAUGCACAUUUAUUUUUGCUUCUAAUUUCAAGUUCUAACAUGCUUAACAUUAUUCACUGACACACACACUUCACAGUGACUACAUUGACUACAUUUGAUGCAGACAGUCACUUCACUUUGAGAGCUAUUGAUUGCCUCAAAGUCUCAGCAGGAAUCUCUCUGAUAGAGGAGCUUGUACAACACACGCCCACUGCCAUCCUAGCUGCUGCUGGUGUGGAUG